CGUGACUCUUAUUUUGAAAUGUCGUUUUCACAUGCCCCACAACUCAGAGGAUCUCUGGACGCGCUGCUGAACGCAGAUAACCAUGUCAAAGGAGGAGGUCCCCGAUAUUUCUCCUGUCUUAUUCCUGGACGCGAGUGGACAAUCGAUGCGCUUCUACGUGAGACCCGGCCCCGCUAAAUCACAUAUUUUUUCUCUGGUAACUAACGGAGGAGGCGCUUUGUGCCGAAAUCAAGAACCCGGAGCUAUUUUGUUGAUCGAUCCCUGGGACACGGCGACUAUCGCGUCCGGCUGCGGACAGAGGUACAUCUCCACCAAAUACAUCACGGAUUGCGUGGAGCAGAACCAGCAGUUGAAUCUGGACGACUACGUGAUGAGCGCGGGCCCGUCCGUACAGACGAGGACGUCCACCCGUCAGCAGGGCAGUGGGCGGUUGGGCUACUCUCCCGAAGAAGACGCCGCCAUCUUGAAGUUCAUGGAGAAACGUCAACAUGAAGCCAAGGGCAACCUGGUUUGGAAAGAAAUGGAGAAGCGGCGCGUGACCGGCCACAGCUGGCAGUCCAUGAGGGAUCGCUUCCUGAAGCACCUCCAGCAAAGGCUCGCGAAGAAGAGUCCCGCCAAAAGAAAAACGGUUUGUUUCACGCAAAGCCCUCUGCGUAAGAAGAAGGUCACCGAGAACUCUGAACCCGAGGCCGAUACCUCGCCAAACCCUCCUGAAAAGCCCGUUGUGGUGCCGGAUUCGUCUGAGACUCAGAUCAUCACAGAAAGCAGCGUGUGUCUGGCGACCGUGAGGACGGACCCUCAGCCUUCUCCGGAGAGAGCCAGUUCUCCUCCAGACGUGGCUGACGCUGCAGCAGAGCCCCCGCAGGACGAGUCUCCUGUCCCGGUCCAAGAAGAAGAAGAAACGCCGGAGCCUGAGAUAUCAAGACGACCUGGAUCAGAUGAAAGUCGUGAUGGACAAGAAGCUCCAGAUGGAUCAAAGGAACAUUCGUCUCCCAACAAAACAAGAAAAAGUACCUCCAAAACUGCCACGCCUGAAUCUCGACAACUUGGGAUUCUUGCGAAAGCUGCAAGAGAGUUUGAGGACUCAGAUGUGAUGGAUGAAAGUGAAGAAGAUCCGUUUGAAGCACCAACCGCCAAGCCGUCAGAUGCACAAGAAAGUUCAGCAUCACCUGCUACACUAACCAGGGAACCAGAGACUCAAGCUGAACCAAACCAAAACGGCCAACAGGAAGCGCCAGAAGCUGUUUGUCCGUCGCCGCCCCCCGAGGAAGAGCGCCCAGGUCCUAGUUCCACCACCGUCCCUACAUCUUCAUCUCACUUCUUCAUUCUGGACUCGGAGUCGCAGGACAAACGCGACAGCCAAACGAGAGGAGCUCCGGAGGAAAGUCCCUCCAAAGAACUGGUGGAACAGGUCGAGAACUUGAUGAGAACGAGCAAGAAGGAUCUGGUGGAGGUGACCAAGGCCCUGUGGAAAGCUAGCGGUGACUUGGAAAGAGCUCGGGCGUAUCUGACCGGCGGAUACCAGCGUGACCUUCACGGGCCUCUCUGGACCCAUAUGGACGAUGAGAUCCUCCUGUUGGCUAAUCCAUCCGAACUCGAGCAGCUUCGGUCCAAAUACGGACAGGAGGAAGUGAGCAGGAGAAGAGAUUUCCUCACGGCUGGCGUCAACUGAGACCAUUUGUUUGGUUCAAUGGCUGUUUCCCGAAGCUCAACUAGACAGAACUAGUCUUUUUUUUUUCCACCCGAUUUUGUAUUCUUAGUUUGGUCAAAUUCAGAUUUACGUUGAUCUAAGAGAAUUCUGCGAAUCGUUACAUAAAUGUGUAUUAAAUUAUUUUUCUAACUGA
Puntigrus tetrazona (Sumatra barb) is the source of this 1844-nucleotide messenger RNA. It is a transcript of the gene terf2ip, whose product is annotated as telomeric repeat binding factor 2, interacting protein. The transcript is spliced from 4 exons. The coding region runs from base 83 to 1672 and encodes 529 amino acids. Gene Ontology annotation, cellular component: shelterin complex. The record is from RefSeq and is a predicted model, not a curated record. Gene Ontology annotation, molecular function: telomeric repeat DNA binding. Gene Ontology annotation, biological process: telomere maintenance via telomere lengthening; regulation of DNA-templated transcription. Lineage: Eukaryota; Metazoa; Chordata; Actinopteri; Cypriniformes; Cyprinidae.